AUUUAACAAAGGUAGGACAAAACUCUUGGUGACCCUCCAAACUGAUCUAUACUCCUUCAUAAGCGCAUAUAUGUUCUACUUGUGUGUACAUAUUAAUUUCUAGUUGUGUGUACUGGUUAUACUGUAUGUUAUGAGGCCAUUGCAGUUUUUGUUGUACAUUUUUAAUGGUAAAGAUGUCAACUGAUUAAGUGAAAUGUUUUUUUGUUACAGGAUGCAGGAGACCAUACUGCUGUUCUGUCUUUCAGGGCUCUUCCUGGGCCACCAUGCCUUGCCUCCUAUCAAAUCCUACUACUACGUGGACCAGAAGCUGAGCUGGACCGAUGCUCAGCAACACUGCAGGGACCUGAAGGGGGACCUGGCCACCGUAGACAACGUAGUGGACCUCCAGCACCUGAAUGAGUCCAGAACGGGCUUUAAUUACGACGACGACUUCAUGUGGAUCGGACUUUAUGAUGACCGCACCCGUUGGAAGUGGUCCCUCGGAGACCAGGACUACAAAAUUGGCCAAAACUAUGGAACGUGGACUGGUGGUGACCCAGACUUCCGUAGGAAUGAAGAGAAUUGUACAGUUAUGUUCAAUACUGGUAAAGGAUUGACCGGAGUGUGGGCCGAUACAUCGUGCUCUGAACAACGCGGUGCAGUUUGCUUUGAUGAUGAAGAGCCCCACUACAUCGCGCUCCCAAAACGUAUGACUUGGUAUGAUGCAAUGCAAUCCUGCCGGUCUAACUACACGGACCUGGCCAGUGUGCGCAAUAUUUCUGAGAGCUACAAUGUAUCGGCACUCAUUCCAGAACAAGCAUGGAUUGGUCUCCACAGAUACCCGUGGUCCCUCUGGUCUGACGGAAGUAGUGCCACUUUCUUGAAUUGGGGACCCGGUGAACCAAACAGCUCUCGAGGCCCCAUUGCUCCACGUUGUGUAAAAAUGUCCGUCAACUCAGGGCACUUUUUUGAUGAGGAAUGUGGCCUUUUGUACAACUUCGCCUGCCAGGGAAAUCUGAAGCAACGGUCAACCUUCAAGAUAAAGAUCAGCUCUGAAGCAGACAUGAUGGAUCCUGAGGUGGGACGCCAGAUUUUGGAACAGCUCCAUGCCAAACUGGCCGAGGUGGGUGUGACUGGGUCAAAUAUCAGCUGGGUUCUCGAGGACGGACAGGUGUUUCACAAGGACCAGCCCAGCAAGACAUGAGAGGGAGGUCAUCGCUGUGUUCUGCUCUUUGUGUAUUGAAAUAGACCUUUAGUCAUCUAGCAACAGGGCUCCAAGGAGAUCCACCUUUAGGCUGAGAAGAUUUAGAUAAUAAAAUGCUGUCAUUUAUCACAUGCUAGAAUUUUGCAAGUAGUAGUAGUAGUAGUAGUAGUAGUAUUACUUGUAAUAGUAGUAGUACCAGUACCACCACCCCCACCUGCGAGAGCUCCGGUUUCCUCCAGCACCACAAAUUGUUUCUGUUAACACUCCUUUCCUGUCCAUGACCCAGAGACGGGCUGGCUCCUCCCUGGAGGUGGUGCCCAGGCCCCGCCCUGUGAGGCAGGCAGCCCACUGCCCGCUCCUAGGUACCAGCUCUCAGCUCCUACCUCCUAGGUACCAGCUCUCAGCUCCUACCUCCUAGGUACCAGCUCUCAGCUCCUACCUCCUAGGUACCAGCUCUCAGCUCCUACCUCCUAGGUACCAGCUCUCAGCUCCUACCUCCUAGGUACCAGCUCUCAGCUCCUACCUCCUAGGUACCAGCUCUCAGCUCCUACCUCCUAGGUACCAGCUCUCAGCUCCUACCUCCUAGGUACCAGCUCUCAGCUCCUACCUCCUAGGUACCAGCUCUCAGCUCCUACCUCCUAGGUACCAGCUCUCAGCUCCUACCUCCUAGGUACCAGCUCUCAGCUCCUACCUCCUAGGUACCAGCUCUCAGCUCCUACCUCCUAGGUACCAGCUCUCAGCUCCUACCUCCUAGCUGAUGGGUUCAAUGCAGAGAAUGGAUUUCUCCAUGGGGAUUAAUUAAAGUAAAAUAAAAUAAUAUAUAUAUAUUUUUUUAUAUUUAUACAUUAGUAUUAUUGCUGAUAUAAGUGGUUACCCCAAAUUAAUCGUAGCCUAAUGUUAUUUCAUUGAUUCUGCUUUAGUCUCUUAUCAGCGGAGUGUCUUGUUGACAACGUAAGGUUGUGUCCAGUCCUUAUAUCAUUACGGUGUUUGACAUAUCAACAUGGAAAGAAAACUGUAGAUUUUGCCAUUAUGUCCUCUUGUGUUUAUUAGAAAUAUGAUUCACUAUACAAGUAUCAAUCUUCAGAAUGAAUAAAGUAAUGUAUCAACACCAAUCAAUGAGUUGUUUUUUCUCUGAGCGCAGAAGGAGACACCAGCAACAAGGCGUCACUCGUCCAAAUUUGGUCCUGCGUGUAACGGACUAAAUCAUUGAUGUGCUUUUGCAUCAGAAAUGACAGACACUAAUUACCCAUAUCGAUCGAUGAUGCAAUGUAUUUAACAUGGGUGAUAAUUAAAAAAUGUAACGUUUCUCAAGUAAAGACUUUUACUAAUUUCCCACUCAUUGAGCAUCGUGUUUUGUGACGAGUGAACUGUAUCAUGAUGUUCUUAUCAGGCUAUAGGCCUAUAAUAGUAUGAUAUUAAAUAAUUAGAUAAUAUCAUAAUAAUAUCAUUAUUUUUUGCCAUUCCCAUGAGGAUCCAUCGUCGCAUAUCCUGCAAUCUCGUCCCCUGACGGCGGUAUUGAAUGAACACCGUGUGUUGGCCAACGCAUGCCUCUAAACAAAACACAAGAAAAAACACAAAUAAUCGAGGGGUUGAAAGAAGACUUUGAAAACUAGAAAGAUUAGUUUCCAUUAUUAAUCUGAUUAGAAUCAGAGUCAAUUGAAGCGAAAUAAGGACAUUGGUACU
Messenger RNA from Gadus chalcogrammus (walleye pollock), 2866 nucleotides. RefSeq names its product C-type mannose receptor 2-like. The record is from RefSeq and is a predicted model, not a curated record. NCBI's taxonomy places the organism in Eukaryota, Metazoa, Chordata, Actinopteri, Gadiformes, Gadidae. The transcript is spliced from 4 exons. Bases 194 to 1183 code for a protein of 329 amino acids.